Lymnaea stagnalis (great pond snail) is the source of this 8898-nucleotide messenger RNA. NCBI's taxonomy places the organism in Eukaryota, Metazoa, Mollusca, Gastropoda, Lymnaeidae. The record is from the annotation of a GenBank genome assembly.
CGGAAGUUGAUUUAGCGUUUGUUAUUCUUAUUACUCUUUCAAGUUCAGUUGUCCAAAAUAAGUUAUAUCAAACCAUUUCCCCUUUUGAGCAUUAAUAAACUGGUGUUAUACGCUAUAUACUAACUAUGCCUCUAAGUCAGAAUCCCAAAGAGAGUGGUAAGACUAAAUUUAUUACUUGCUGGUUUUUUUUUUUUUUUAUUUAGGCCUAUUUACGAAUGUCAACGGAGAAUGUUGUCACAAUGUUGUUCGUUUAGCGUAGGUUAUUGAAUUUAUACUUAAUAAAUUAUAAUUAAAUAUUCCUUUUUAUUAGUAUUAGUAGUAUUGAGAAUAUUAGGCAGGCAUACUAAAAAAAAAUUCAUAAUAAUUUGAUAAUUUUAUAAUAAGUUAUCAGUUAUAGUUAUGUGUUUAUGGAAGUUAAAUACACUGUCACCAGUGAGGACAAACUGAUAGUAGGCUGUAUCCCUAAGCCAUCCUGGCCUAUUUACAAAUAUAUUAACUGUUUUAUGUAGUUCUAGUACAAAUAAUUGAUUCAUUAUAUAAUUUUAGUUUUAUCUUUUUUUUAAAUUUGAGGCCAUUAACCAGUGAUCCUGUUUUAGUGAAGUAUUGACUUGUUAUUUCCCCUUUCCCAAAUUAAUGCUUAAACUUUAAGUAGUUAACUUUAAAGUAACGGUAGUUAAAGUGAAUGUUAACAAAGAAUGUGAAAUAAAAUAAUAGGUUGUUGCUUAAUUGCUGUCAUCCUGAUAUUAACAAUUUUCAAAGAAGAGAACAUGAAUGAUGGAAGGUUUCUUCAUAUAGCAUGAUAUGCUGGCAUCCGUCCAUUACAAUGUGACGAUGGAGUGGGCUUCAGAGGACGAAAUCCACAUGGCCUAGGAUUAUUCUUCAAGGACUAUAAGCUGGUUCCCAACAGCAAAUCGCCUCUCUCCACGCCGCGAGAUAACCCAAGGGAACAUCAUUGGAUGAUACAGCUUGGCACCAGUGUUGUCGCAGGAGUUGUCAGAAUGUUUCAUUGUAUCUAUGUUAUCCGCCUUUCGGGACUCCAUCUCCGGGUUUGCUUUCAGAGUUUCCAUCUCUUAGAUGAGUUGCCAUCCAAGGCUAACGAGUCCCAUCCAACCGAGGUGCUGGUGGUGUUUUUGCUUGACUGAUAUAGACCACAAUAAAAAAUUAUCUAUUGAUGAGGAUCCCCAGCAAUGACACGGUGGUGUAUAGGACGAUUGCCAACAGUUCUGACUGGGACCUGCAGAACAGAAUGGUCAUUGUUUAGCAGAGUGGGAGAUGAGCUAGGACAUCAAAAUUUCAUCCCACUAAGUGCCAGACCAUGUCAGUCUUCAGAAGCAGAUCCACACUACACAACCCUUAGGAAUUGCAUAGCCAUAUUCUUGAGCCAGUUUCCUCCAUAAGGUACCUCAGUGUUACCAUUGAAAAAGAGGACUUCAGGACGAGAACAUUAACAAUGUGUGCACCCGGGCAAACAAGACCUUAGGGUUCUUAAGGUGAAAUCUGAAGAUCGUCAACUCCAGCGUAAAUAAAAAAGCCUAUAAAGCAUUUUCCUGCCACUUUUAGAGUAUGCAUCUUCAGUCUGGGACCCAUUCACCCAUUCAGUAUGCUGGAAACACUGGGUGGGUCACCUUUUGAGGAACGAGGAUGACUAUCCAGGCUCUCCAUGAUGUACAAGAUUAAAAAAAUGGGCUGGUCCACUGCUCCAGUAUUAAACAGAAACUCAUCCCUCUCCCCUUAAACAGUGGCAAGGCCAUAACAGGCAGUUCAGGCUCAUAAAAACAAUAACUCAGUUCAGGAACUGCUCAUUCCUGCCAUUAAGACAUUAAGAGACUGGAACAAGCUUCCAAAAGCAACAUAUAAGGCGACUACACUUGACACAUUUGCGUCUUUUGUCUCCUGUCUUCCAACCCCCAGUUCAUAGUACCAUCGCAGAGUAGCCCUUGCAACCAGUGAAGUAUCCCUUUCAAAAACCAUCCACAGUUACAUCGCAAACCCCUCUACAAACAAAGGAGCCAGAAUGAUCAAUACAUUGAUCAUGGGCCCUCAAAAUAUAAUUGAAGAAGACGAAGAAAGAUGUCUGGAAUUAAAUUUUUUUGCUCAGUAUAGUAUAAUUAUACUUCGUUAAACAUUGUUUUUUUAGGUACCAUAUAGAAAGAUAGUAUUUGAAUAAUGAAUCAAAAUCCCUGUGACCAGUGGUGUAGGAAGGGGUGAAGGGGCAGUUCCACCCCGAUUGUAAUUUUUUUCUUUUUAUUUAGGGGAUACAUUUCUUUCCAGCUGCAUAGUUUGUUUUGUGGACAGACGUGGCAGCAAAAUUCUUGGCUUACUCCGGGCAUCACUAACCCUAGCUGUAAUGAAAUAAGGGGCCAUCUAGAAAGGGAGGAGGGUCACAAAUUUUUGAAUGUGUCAAUAAGGUGUUUGCAAAAAAAUAGUUUGAAAACAUUUCUGGAUGGCCCCUUAGUUCAUUAUUUUUAAAAAUAUAUAAAAGUAAAACAAUAUAAAUAUAUGCUAUUUCAUUUUUAUUGUUACUGUAUUUAUAACUCUUUAGAUUGGAGUGCUCAAACAUUUUAAACAGGGGGCUUGAUCAUUUCCUUCAGACGUUGUUGGAUGCCUUACUAUAUUUUUUUUUAAAAUACAAAUUAAUUUCUAUGUCGACUACUUUAAAAAGUCCCAAAAAACUGUACAAGCACAGGUUAACCAUACAGGUUGGAAAGCAUUACUUAUCUUAUUGGUAGUAGGAGGAAAAAAGGAAAAAUGCAAUAUUUAAAAUGGAGAACAAUUUUAUAAAAACUUGAACUUAUUAGUACCGGUAAGCCUAUAGUGUGGGUCUGGUAUUGGCUAAUGAGAUGAGCCAGAUCUAGUUCCAUAUUCGUCACUACUGCUAGUCAUAUGGUGAUCAGUUGUUCCUGGUUAAGGACCCCUGGUGCUCUGGAUCUAGCCUGGGGCCAGUAUUUUGAGGACCCCUGCUUUAGAUUAUUAUUUAACAAUAACAGGAGGUCAUUUUGUUUUAAAUAUAAUAUUAUAGGAAUGUUUUAUAUUUCCACUGGAGUGGAUCAUCAAAACUUCCAAUGCAUACCACACACUGUCUGUGGCACCAUCUGUACUCAUUAUGUAAUUGCUUAAUUGUUGUGAUUUUUUUAGAGGUUAUAUAACAUAAAUGAUCCUCAACUUUUUAGCUGUAAAUUGUUCGUAAUCUGUUGAUUUUAAUUAAACAUGGGAAAAUUAUUAAGAUUCUGAGCAGCAUAAUCUUACUGUUUACAAUGUUAAUGUUUAGGUUGGUUCUAUCAUGCACCAUCAAAAAAGCAAAUCGGUGCACCAAAAGUUGACUACCCUGCACCCUCAAAUAUCCCAGGCAUUGGCUAUGAUGACCCAGAAUCACUACAGAAACAGGAAGUUCGGGAAAUGGUUUUCAAAGAGUCAGACACAAAUUACAUCCGUUUGGCCAAGAUGGGGGGAAGAAAAGGUAACUCUGAUACAAGCUCAUACCAUACUUAUUCUUGGGAGUAAGAUUUCUGCUUUUUUAUUGCUAACGGUAAACUGUUUAAAUGUAUGGAAAAAAAUAUCCAUGUAUUAUUGGAAAAAGACAAUCAAUGCAAAUGCCUUUCAGUAACCAGGUCAUUUGGCCUUUUUCACCAGCUGGUAAUUUAGCUGCUGGCCUCUCUUCUUUGCUACAAAAGUCUACCCAGACCAUUUACUUAAAAAAUGUCUAAUUUUUCAUUGAACUGCUACAUACUUCACCAGAUCUCUUGGCCUUCAAAGCUGAAGACCCUAGAAAGAAGUCUGCUGGUCCCGUUGGAUACCCUAGAAAUGACUGGUUCUAUCUAGAAGACAACAGACGAGAGGAUCAAAAUAAACCAGAGGAAGAAAAACAGUUAGUAUAGGAUGUUACCAUUAGUAAUUAGUCUUCAACAUUACAGUUAAUCUAGAAUGUCAACAUUAUUCUUCCAUGUUACAAUUGGUCAUCAACAUUACAGCAAAUCUGCAAGUCUUUUAAUUUCAAAUUUUAUUUACAAAAAAAAAAUACAUUUUUUAUAUUAGUUUAUAUAUAAAAUGAAAAUGUAUUUUGCUUUAAUUUUGGUAGUGUUAUAUUGUUUUUAAAAAAAAUUCAAAUUCUAUAUUAAGUGAGUCAUUUUAAUUAAAUUAUUAAUUUGUUAAGCAUAUUUUGGUUUAACUUUUUGUAGAUUACAGUUGUAAUAUCUGAUAUCUGUGACUUAAAUAAUUUUUUAAAAAUUAAUGAAUGGAUGUCUUUCACAGGCCGUGGGAGUUUUUAUUGCCGGAAUACAUGGUCCAUAAGAGCUACAAACCAUCUUUUGAAAAUCCUAGCUCCAGGCCAACUCGCAGUGCUGCCCCCUACCACACAGAGGCAAAUUCUGUGAUACAAGAAGGGAGACUAGCCACAGACAAAACAGUAAAAAUACCAGAGUUACGUCGACCAGGGUAUGUUUUAAUCUAAAAUAAAAUUAUUGGAGUAGUUAAAAUAAAUCAGGUCCAAAAUUCAGUGGGGAAAAUCCAUUGAAAAUAACUCUUUAAUGUUAGGAGGAAGACAAAGUAUAUUAAGAUAAAUAAAACUGUUAUGCAAGUAUACGAAAAAUGCUGUGCAAUGGUACCUCGACUUAGAACUGAAUUUCUUCUUGACUGUGGUUCAUAUCUCGAAAAGUUUUUAUCUUGAAACCCAAUUUCUAAUUACAUCUUUUGGGAACCCAAUUAAUCUGUUUUCAGUCAAAUUAAAAUUUUAAAAAAAAUAAUAAAAUUAUAAAAAAGAACUACUCUCACCUAAAUUAGAGAAAUGCAAAGAAAUUGAUAAGGAGUGAGAAGGAGUAUUUAUAGUUUAUUAUUUAUAGGCGAUAAAUAUGAAUUUUGUAUAACAUUACAAAUUUUUAUUUAUAAAAUCUUUGGUUUUAUAUGUAGUAUGAAAAUCACCUUUUAUAGAAUCGAAAAAGUAUUUGCUUUCUUAUAAGUGGUCAUCAUUGGCUUCCUUCUGUUUCUUUGGUGAGAAAGGUUUUUAUCUACAGUAUAAUCCUUUCUUUGUUAGUACUGGUAGUGCAUUCAUGAACUUUUGUAAAGUGAUUUAUAAUGGAUCAUCUCAUAUUUUACAUUUUUUUUUCCCACCCUAGUCCAAUAUCUUAGAAAAUUAUUAUCACUGAUCUCUAACAGCUACGGUGUGAGAAAUGAGAAGCCAGCUGCAGCUCCACAAAAACUUCCCCCACGCGAGAAACCAGCCAAACCCCAGGAGUCAGAGGCACUGCAGGGGGAAAGGAGGAAAAACCCUCAAGUAGCUGUGUAAGAAACUCAUUGAAAUACCAGUACUUAUAAAUUAUAGAAUUUUCUGCCCACGAAUACUACUUUUAAGUUAAGUGCUCUUGUUUAAUUUUAUUGUUUUUUUUCUGUUGUUUUGUUCGCUGACGAAGGCUUCCUGCCGACAUGUUCGUCGUUUUGUUGCGUUCCUUUUUUCAGGUUUAAUCCUACUUUGUUUUACUCAUUUUAUUUCCUAUUUCUCUUUUAGUUUUAGAAAGCAUAACAUUAACACUUAAAAUUAAUCUAUGCUGUAAUAAUAAAUAGGAAUUACUAAUGCCAGCCCUUAUAUAGUCAUAUUAAAAAAUAUAUUGAAAUAUUGAAUAGAAAUUAAAGGAGCACUUAAUAACAUUGCAGUGCAUGUUAAGAAUUAAAACAAACUGAUUCGUAAUUGUGGUUUACUACUCAAAUUAGUUACUACCCUGUCAACAGUUGCACUGCCAGUUUUGAAUGUGUGUCUUGUACAUUGAAACUUCUUUCUUUUCUAAAUCCAGUGAAAAUCCAUACAAAAGCCAUUAUGGCCAUGCACCUCUGAAAACUUAUAAAAGUAAAAGCCACACAAAGUAUAGAUAUACUGUACAGGUAGGCACAAAUGCCCUUGGCACACACCAUAAAAAAAGUCUCAUAAAUUAUGUCGUAGCAGUUUUUUUGUAGUUAUUUUUCUUUUACAUCAAAUUACAUUGCUCAGAGCAACAGAGAGGGAUGAGCCAACCAGUAUGUCAAAGCUUUUAUCUGGCGAAUAUGAGAGGGAGUGGUAUUCAAAACGGGCAGAAGUACAGUUUCAUCACGAUGGGGGUAGCCACAAUGACACAUCUGAAAUUGAACAAAACUAUGGUGCUGAGAAAACACAGCUGUCCUCUGGUCACCACAGGUGAGAAAUUCUUCUGCCUUGUGUUCUGUGAGAUGGAAAAUAAGCCAUGUCCUUAGAUGCUUACUUUAUUUUCCUAGACAGUAGAGUAUGUGAUGCCCAGGACUGUCCUUUGUUUUACCACUCAUAAUUAAAGGGAAACACAAGGCAUAUAGACUAAGAUAUUUAAAAGUACUGCCCCCUCCUAAACCAGUAAUCCUAGUCAUCUCUAUGAGUAAAAGCUACCUUUGUUAUAACAAGUUGAAAGUUGUCAGAUUUUGAAUCAGACUUGGAUGUUCUUGCCUUAAAGAAAGAGGUGGUUAACAUCUUGAUAUCCAAGUGAAUAUGGAGUUUAAAUUAUUUUUAUUUUCAAUUUAAUAUUAACUACCAAUAUAUCUCCUUUUUUAAAAUUUAAAUGUUAUAUUAUUAUUAUUUUAUUAUGUAAUAAGUAAUAGUUUACCAUUAUAAUUAAAUAUUAUAUUAGUCUCAUAAAUUUAAUUUAAUCCUGAUAGUAGUUAAAGUUAAUCCAUGAAAAAAUAGUCAAUCUGCCAACACUGACUAUGUAAGUUGGGAACUAAGUUAUUAGUUAUUAGGAGAUCUACAGAGUGAUGUAUGCCUAAUAGGUCAUGACACAAAAUGGUGUGGUCACUCUCAAGAGAUUAUCUCGAUAUUGAUUUCUAAUGUUAAUUUACACAUACACAUUCACUUGAUUUUGAACAUGUAUGGGGUGUUUUUGUCUGUUCACAGAAACCGUGCAAAGAAGGGGUAUAUGACCUCAAAGCAUUGUGCACUUGACAUUUUUGUUAAAUUCUAUUAUGUUAUGUAUUAUGUUUUAUUAUUAUAUUAAACUAGAAAUAACUCACCACACAAUGGCAGCAGCAAUGCAUGAACUUCCAAUCUACUAAAGUUAUUUGACAAAACAUCAUUUAAAUGAUUCACUUUAUAAGAAUCCCAAUUGGUGCUAACUUCUGGGAAUUCAUUUUUUGUUGCACCUAAUGAAUACAGCGUUUAAGUCAUGCAUACAAACCUAGAGAAUUGCUAUUUAUGAUUGUUAUAUUUUUUAUUAUGAUGUUUUAUAUUUAGUUUCAGUAUACUUUUGUGUUGCUUUAUUUUAUAUAAAUAAAUGAAUUAUUUUCCAUUACCUUAUUACCUGUUGUUCAAAUAUAUUUUUGGCCUAUUAAAAAUCUGUUUCCUAUUUUCAGUGAGCCAAUGACAAAAUUUAAAUUUUGCUUGUUAGAUUUAAUAUCUAAUUAAAUUUCAAUUUCAAUUCAGCCUCAACAUUUUAGUGACACUCACACAUAAUAAUGUUAAAAUUCUGACUUAUAUUUUAGACGAGGCAGAUCUGAUCUCCAACCGAACAACACACAGAGAAUGAGGACACACGAGGAUGAGGAGAGGGAACCAUUCAAACUUUCAAGGUAAUUAUAGACCAUUUACAAUGGUUAAUGCUUACCAUAUCAAUUAUCAGUUAGCUGGUUCCAAGAUGGAGAAACACAGUUCCCCCCGGGUGGCAGGAAACUUACAUGAGUUAAUUUGAUAUUUUUUAAAGGGAAAUUAUUUUUAAGUUUAUUAUCAGUGCAGCUGUUUUCUACUUACAUAAAAUAAUUUAUGUACCAGUAUUGUUAUGUCCUGUUGGUCUGCUAUUUACCCUUGUAAACAUUUUAAUAAUAUUUUAUCACUUAAUUUAUUUUUUUGUUUCAUUGGUAUUUUUUAAGAUACAAUUUUAAAAAAUUUACCCGAAAUUAUUUUAAUGAUUUAAAAAUAAAAUAUUCUUUAUUAAUUUUUGUAUCCCAGGUUCAAGAACAUUCCAUCCAAAGUGGAUUCCCACCAGAGAGUUGAAAUAAUGGCAGGAGUCAAGUAAAGUUACCAAAAUUCUCAGACAACAAACAGCAGCUGUCUAGUAUUAUAAUAAACCAGGGCUAUUAUAUUUUGUCUGUUUUGAUUUACCAGAAUUUUUGUCGUGGAUUUGUCACCGGAUACUAUAAAAGUAGCCACAUUGUGUAUGUUUCUGUUAACAUGAAAAUAAUCCACAAAGCUUCACACAGGUUGAAUUUUCUAGAGCACUUUUUUUUAACUUGACACAUAUCAAGCCCAGUCAAUUCAUGUGUGUAGAUAUAUGAAACUAGCACAAUCUGUCGUGAAGCAAAGUAUUUCUAAUGGAAGAGACAAAAGAAUAUUGAAAAUAUUUUAUUUUUAAAGAAAACAGACAUCGUGGUACGACUUUUUUAAGCUGAUUGAUUGGUUUAGGAACUUUAAAAAAAGGUUAAUUCAUUAAUUCAUAUGAUGUUUAAGAUCAUGCGGUCCCUCUUUCUCACCCCAGGGUAAUAUGGGGAAUACUGCGCUCAUGUUGAAGCAACCACCUUCACUUAUUGUAGUGUUGACAAUCACACCUGAGAAGGACAUAGUCUUUUGUCUCUUCUUUUCAUCAGUUUCUAUGUGAUGUUGAGUCUUAUACUCUUUUUUAAUAUGCCAAAUUUGUGACAUGUCACUUGCCAUUAUCAUGAUUGUAACAUUAGGACUGUCACACAGAUAAAAUAUAGUACUGGUAUUGCUUUCUAAGGUAAUACACUAAUAGUAUUGGGGUGUUUGUUUAUAUGAUAUGAAAGAAUUGUUUGGGUUAAGGGUAAUUAUGUUGUGCCGCAUUUCAGAAUUAGAAAGUCACAUUAAUUCUUUGUGUUUCAAAAAAAAAAAAUGUUAGUGAGCCAGUGUGUGUGUUGAGUGUUCUGUUGUUGUUUGGGGGGAAGGGGGGGGGGGGGGUUGGUUCC